This is a messenger RNA of Oikopleura dioica, 537 nucleotides long. Lineage: Eukaryota; Metazoa; Chordata; Appendicularia; Copelata; Oikopleuridae. The record is from the annotation of a GenBank genome assembly.
AUGGGACUCUCCAUUUCAUCCCUCUUCAAUCGGCUUUUCGCCAAGAAACAAAUGCGUAUCCUUAUGGUCGGUUUGGAUGCCGCUGGUAAAACCACUAUUCUGUACAAACUCAAACUCGGAGAAAUCGUUACCACCAUCCCUACAAUUGGUUUCAACGUCGAAACCGUCGAAUACAAAAACAUUUCCUUCACCGUCUGGGAUGUCGGUGGACAGGACAAGAUCCGACCUCUCUGGAGACACUACUACCAGAACACACAGGGACUCAUUUUCGUCGUCGACUCCUCCGAUCGAGAGCGUAUUCAAGAAUCACACGAUGAGCUCCACAAAAUGCUUAACGAGGAUGAGCUCCGAGACGCGAUCGUCCUGGUCUUUGCCAACAAACAGGAUCUUCCGAACGCUCUUUCAGUCACUGAAUUGACGGAAAAAUUAGGUCUUAAUACUCUUAGGCGAAAGUGGUAUGUACAGGCAGCCUGCGCCACUCAGGGAACUGGUCUCUACGAAGGUCUCGACUGGCUCUCAAGUGAGCUCUCGAAGUAA